CUCCUUCUGCUGCCACCCCCCCCCCUUCCUUGCCCGGCCCCAUCCUCUGCACGCCAGGCCCCCCUCCCCUGCCGUCAUCACGCUCCUAGUGGCUUCUCCCAGCUUGGCACUUUCCUACAGAGCCAUCCUUGUGGACAAACUUUGAUGGGGAAUUUCACACAGCGCUGGAAAAAUGCCGGUUAUGAAAGGAUUACUGGCGCCACAGAACACCUUCCUGGACACUAUUGCCACCCGUUUCGACGGAACACAUAGCAACUUCAUCCUGGCCAAUGCCCAAGUGGCAAAGGGUUUCCCCAUAGUCUACUGUUCGGAUGGCUUCUGUGAACUGGCUGGGUUUGCGAGAACUGAAGUCAUGCAGAAGAGUUGCAGUUGCAAGUUUUUGUUUGGGGUGGAGACCAACGAGCAACUGAUGCUUCAGAUAGAAAAGUCCCUGGAGGAGAAGGUAGAGUUCAAAGGAGAAAUUAUGUUCUACAAGAAGAACGGGGCUCCGUUUUGGUGCCUGUUGGAUAUCGUUCCUAUAAAGAAUGAAAAAGGAGAUGUCGUCCUUUUCCUGGCCUCAUUUAAAGAUAUAACAGACACGAAAGUGAAGAUUACUUCAGAAGAUAAAAAAGAAGACAGAGCCAAAGGAAGAUCAAGGGCAGGGAGCCACUUUGAUUCAGCGCGGAGACGGAGCCGAGCCGUUCUUUAUCACAUCUCAGGACACCUGCAAAGAAGAGAAAAGAACAAAUUGAAAAUAAAUAAUAACGUGUUUGUAGAUAAACCAGCGUUUCCAGAGUAUAAGGUUUCUGAUGCAAAAAAGUCAAAGUUCAUCCUGCUGCAUUUCAGUACUUUUAAAGCUGGCUGGGACUGGCUCAUUUUGCUGGCAACGUUUUAUGUUGCUGUGACAGUCCCUUAUAACGUGUGCUUCAUUGGCAAUGAGGAUCUGUCCACAACUCGGAGCACAACGGUCAGUGACAUUGCAGUGGAGAUUCUGUUCAUUAUAGAUAUUAUUCUAAAUUUCCGAACAACUUAUGUCAGCAAGUCUGGCCAAGUUAUCUUUGAAGCAAGAUCUAUUUGCAUCCACUAUGUCACUACCUGGUUCAUCAUUGAUCUGAUUGCUGCCCUGCCUUUUGACCUCCUGUAUGCUUUCAAUGUCACAGUGGUGUCGCUUGUACAUCUCCUGAAGACUGUUCGGCUGCUACGUCUUUUGCGCCUCCUGCAGAAGCUGGACCGUUAUUCUCAGCACAGCACAAUCGUCCUUACCCUGCUCAUGUCCAUGUUUGCUCUCCUUGCACACUGGAUGGCUUGUAUCUGGUAUGUCAUUGGAAAAAUGGAGAGGGAGGACAACAGCCUUGUCAAGUGGGAAGUCGGUUGGCUUCAUGAGCUGGGAAAGAGACUGGAAUCUCCAUACUAUGGCAACAACACACUGGGGGGCCCAUCCAUCCGAAGUGCCUAUAUUGCAGCCCUGUACUUCACUCUCAGCAGCCUGACGAGCGUUGGAUUUGGGAAUGUGUCUGCUAACACAGACGCAGAGAAGAUCUUCUCCAUCUGCACCAUGCUGAUUGGAGCCCUGAUGCAUGCCUUGGUAUUUGGGAACGUGACUGCCAUCAUACAGAGGAUGUACUCUAGAUGGAGCCUGUACCACACUAGAACCAAGGACCUAAAGGACUUCAUCCGUGUGCAUCACCUGCCCCAGCAACUCAAGCAGAGGAUGCUUGAGUACUUUCAGACAACUUGGUCGGUCAACAAUGGAAUAGAUUCAAAUGAGCUUUUGAAAGACUUCCCAGAUGAACUGCGCUCUGACAUCACAAUGCAUCUGAACAAGGAGAUCUUACAGCUGUCCCUGUUUGAAUGUGCCAGCCGGGGCUGCCUCAGGUCUCUGUCUCUCCAUAUUAAAACCUCAUUUUGUGCUCCAGGAGAGUAUCUGCUGCGCCAGGGAGAUGCUUUGCAAGCCAUCUACUUUGUGUGCUCAGGCUCUAUGGAAGUUCUUAAAGACAGCAUGGUGUUGGCUAUUCUAGGGAAGGGAGAUUUAAUUGGAGCAAAUUUAUCAAUUAAAGACCAAGUGAUCAAGACCAAUGCUGAUGUGAAGGCGCUGACCUACUGUGAUCUACAGUGCAUCAUCCUGAAAGGUCUCUUUGAGGUGCUGGGCCUUUACCCAGAGUACGCACACAAAUUUGUAGAAGACAUCCAGCACGACCUUACAUACAACCUUCGAGAAGGUCACGAGAGUGAUGUGAUAUCAAGAUUAUCGAACAAAUCUACAGUCUCACAGGCAGAGCCCAAGGGGAAUGGGAGCAUCAACAAGAGACUCCCAUCCAUUGUAGAAGAUGAAGAAGAGGAAGAAGAGGUGGAAGAAGAAGAGACCACCUCUCUUUCUCCCAUCUACACAAGGGGAUCCUCUGUUUCACACAGCAAAAAGACUGGAAGCAAUAAGAGCUACCUAGGUUUGAGCUUAAAACAACUGACCUCAGGAACAGUACCAUUCCACUCGCCUAUCAGAGUCUCCAGUGCCAACUCCCCUAAAACCAAGCAGGAGGCUGGCCCACCUAACCAUGGCAGAAGGAAAGAGAAGAACCUGAAAGUGCACCUUUCCAGUCUGGGUACUGCUGGAACCCCAGAGCUUAGUCCAAGGAUUGUUGAUGGAAUUGAAGAUGGCAACAGCAGUGAAGAAAUUCAGACUUUUGACUUUGGCUCUGAUCAGAUCAGGCCAGAGCCCAGGAUUUCCCCUCCCCUUGGAGGUACUAAGGUCAUUGUUUGUAAUUGUUCUGUGUCAGGCCCCAUGUCCUGUCAUUUACCAUCUCUAGUGAACAGUUUCUGUUAUUCAUCAAAGGGUGCCCCUGCUUUCUAG
Messenger RNA from Arvicanthis niloticus (Nile rat), 2827 nucleotides. The record is from RefSeq and is a predicted model, not a curated record. NCBI's taxonomy places the organism in Eukaryota, Metazoa, Chordata, Mammalia, Rodentia, Muridae.